UGUUGCGCUCGGACACAGAGACAUGCGGGCACAUGUGACAUGUGGCGACGCGUAAUUUGCGCAUUUGGAGACAGAUGCGCACGGCCAACGCGCUGCACGGAUUUUUCUUUUUCCAUAUUAUCUCAUGCUGUUUUUUAAUCUCUGAAAUAUUUUCCCACGCCUGAUGUCGCUGGAGUGAGUCCAGGGAUGCUGCGGCUUGUCUGGCUGCCGGAGUGCCGCCGCGCAAACAGGGGCUGCGCCCUCCAGAGCUGCUGAGCGGCGGGCUGAGGAGGCUCGGAUCAGGCCGUUUCUGCGCCUUUUGCGCCUUGCAGCAGGUGACAGCCCGCCAUGGGUCCCUGCUCCUAGGAUAUUUCCACAUCUGCUGCGUUGACGGGGGACCGCGCUCCAUCCAGGGCUGCGACAUGGGGAACAGCUUCUCCAAUCUGGCCGCCUUCCAGUCCCUGCACAUCGUCAUGCUGGGCUUGGACUCUGCGGGCAAAACCACCGUGCUGUACCGGCUGAAAUUCAACGAGUUCGUCAACACGGUGCCCACCAUCGGCUUCAACACGGAGAGGAUCCGGCUGGGCGGCGGCGGCGGCGGAGGGGCCUCCAGGGGCAUCAGCUGUCACUUCUGGGACGUCGGCGGGCAGGAGAAGCUGCGGCCCCUCUGGAAGCCCUACAGCCGCUGCACCGACGGCAUCGUGUACGUGGUGGACUCGGUGGACGCGGAGAGGCUGGAGGAGGCCAGGACGGAGCUGCACAAGAUCACCAGGUUCUCGGAGAACCAGGGGACGCCGCUGCUGGUCAUCGCCAACAAGCAGGACCUGCCCCGGGCGCUGGAUGUCGGGGAGAUCGAGAGGCAGCUGGCCCUGGCCGAGCUCAGCCCCUCCACCCCGUACCACGUCCAGCCGGCCUGCGCCAUCAUCGGAGAAGGUCUGGAUGAAGGCAUGGACAAACUGUACGAGAUGAUCGUGAAGAGGAGGAAGUCGCUGAAGCAGAGGAAGAAGAGGCAGUGAUGUUCGGGCUGGCCUUAAUAAUCCCGUGAUGAGGAAUAUUAAAGGGGAACUGUAGGGAUUUUCUAGAGAUUAAACAAAUAGACUGUUAUAAAGUACAAUAAGGUCACUGUAAACUAUUUUGAGUGCCACGCACAAGAGGCUCCUAUGAAAUAUCAUAAGAAUAUUAUAGGAGUAUUGUAGUGAUGCCAUAGGACAUAAAAAAAUAUCAUAAAGUUUGAGUGGGUUUGAUCACCACAGACACACUUCCUAUAGGAUUAUUAUCAUAGUGGGACUUUUGUGUUAUAAAUACCAUAAAUUACAUUAAGGUCACUAAAUAGGAGAAUUACAGUCAGAGGUGUGGUGGAGGGUGAAUCCACCCAAACUCACCUCCAAAUGUACUCACCUUUUUAUCUGCAGGUUACAGUUAAGCCACCAUAUUUGGCUGAUAGAAAUAUUUAUGAACAAAAUGCAUAUUGUAAAUGAUGAUUGGAGUGGUGGAAUUUACAU
Molecule: messenger RNA, 1481 nt
Organism: Myripristis murdjan (pinecone soldierfish)
Lineage: Eukaryota; Metazoa; Chordata; Actinopteri; Holocentriformes; Holocentridae
Gene: arl4ca
Product: ADP-ribosylation factor-like 4Ca
Exons: 1
Coding region: 402-995 (197 amino acids)
Molecular function (GO): GTP binding; GTPase activity
Source: RefSeq, a predicted model, not a curated record